This is a messenger RNA of Plodia interpunctella (Indianmeal moth), 6593 nucleotides long. RefSeq names its product TBC1 domain family member 12-like. The record is from RefSeq and is a predicted model, not a curated record. Bases 421 to 2346 code for a protein of 641 amino acids. Lineage: Eukaryota; Metazoa; Arthropoda; Insecta; Lepidoptera; Pyralidae. The transcript has 7 exons.
UCAAGUUAUUUACAGUGGAAAGUGAAAGGCGAUGGGUGUGUUGCUUUAUUAUUUUCUAAUUUAGUUAGAAUGAUUAGUUUUUAUAAAAUAAAAUUCAAAAUCAUUAUAAAGAAAAAUAUAUAAGUGUAUAUAACAUUCAUUAGUGUAGCUGUGUAAAUAGUAAUUCGCGAUAUUACUGAAUACCUACCAGUCGUACGUAAACUCGUAAUCGAAUAAAAUAGAAAAAAUAUCGUAAAUACGUUUGCUGAAAUUAUCAAUUAUGCUGUAAUUAGUGGUGUUUUUACAUGUGAAAAUAAACAACUUAAGUGUUUCAUGCAAUUAACUAAUUGGAGAAUGAACAAUGGCGUUUUCGAGGACAAAAUAUUUUGUGUACAAAGAUUAUGGAUGUCAUUUGUGAUUGUGUAAGUUCCUUAGUUCAAAAUGUCGACCCCGUGUCCGAAAGGCGGGAUGCGGCUCAGCGAAGCCCUCGAUAACAUGCAACUAGCUUAUAAUCCAAUUACAAAGCAGCUGCAUUUUGUGAGCCCUAAGUCGGAAAAGUCGGAAGAAAGUGUCGAUGAAGUUGACAAAUUAUCCAAGAAAAGUAGUUUCAGUGAUGAGGGCAACUACUCUAUGUCGACAUGCGAGAAGAGUGACACUAGUGAUUCCCCUAAAAGUACAUUACAAUGGGGUAGUGUGAGUGGACAUCAGCGCGGUAAAGAUGGAGGUUCAUUCUCGAGUACUGUGUCUAGUUUGUCUGAGUGCUCACUUGGAUCUAGUGCUUCCAAGGAGGAGGAGACCAUCGAGGCUGGAGUUGAUCAGGAACAAGCAAAAUUGAAAAAGAAAGGGCUUUCUAGCUUCUUUAGCAGAGGCGUCUUCCCUUGGAAAAGUUCGUCGAAAAGCCAAGAAUCGACACCGACAGUAACAUGGCGGCUUUUCGGCAGCAAGUCCACUCAGAACCUGGCCUCCAAAGCCAGUUCCGAGGUCCAGAAGUCCCUGACCCCUGUCUCGUCUGCGGCGAACACUCCACAUCAUCAUAAGAGGCAAGGCAGCUCAGCCAGUGAGAAGCAGUUCGAAGAUCUAGUCGCCAGUUCUAUAGCGUUGAUACAGCAUGACCGGCCCUCGAACCUGCCAGCGAAAUGCACGGAGGAAGCCCUCCGUCACAAAGCGGAACACGCGCGGAUGGUCGAGGCGGCGCGACGCAAGGUGGAGCGCGAGGCGGCCGCGAGGCACGCGCGCAUGCAGGAGUCGUGGCGGCUGGAGGAGCGCCUCGCGAGGCAUACGCGGGAGUGGGCGCAGAACAUACUGCCUGAUUGGCAGAACAUGAAAAACAACAAACGCACCUUGGACCUAUGGUGGAGCGGGCUUCCACCGUCCAUUCGGGGCAAGGUGUGGCAGCUAGCCAUUGAAAACAAACUCAAAAUCACCCACGAAAUGUACCAAGAGUACGUCAUAAAAGCGAAACAAAAAUUGCACGAGGCACAGUUGAGGCGAAAACGGUUAAAAGUGCACAGAAACUGCGAUUGUAACCAAGUGGAAGAGAAACAGAAAUCAACUGAGGAUUUAGAAGACACUAAAGCAAGAUUAAGUAUACCUAGGAACUUGAGCGAGCAGAAUCUCAAAUCGCAUACAACUGAUGCGGAAGCGAAAAAUUGUUGUACGAAAUCCAACCCUAAUCUACUAGAGUAUAGUGACGAAUGUUCAAUGGAGCUGAUUCAGUUGGACAUAGCGAGGACGUUCCCACACUUGUGUAUAUUCCAACCUGGAGGGCCAUAUUUUGAUGUGUUGCACGAAUUGUUGGCGGCGUACGUGUGCUAUCGAUCUGACAUUGGAUAUAUACAGGGUAUGUCGUUCAUAGCGGCGGUGCUGAUCUUGAACAUGGAGGCCCCGCAGGCGUUCGUGUGCUUCGCGAACAUGUUGGCCGGGCCUGUGCUCCGCGCCGCCUUCACCAGGGACGGGAACACUAUGCAGCGUCUGUGGAAGGCGUACACGCGACUGGUGCGACACAACGCGCCGGCGCUGGCGACGGCGCCGGCGCCGGAGCUGUACCUGGUGGAGUGGCUCUACACCGCCUUCGCCAAGGCGAUGCCGCUCGACGCCGUCUGCCGCGUCUGGGACGUCUUCCUCCGCGACGGCGACACCUUCCUCUUCCACGCUGCCCUCGGCAUACUCCAUCUGUACCAAGACGAACUGAAAGACAUGGAUUUCAUAUCAGCUGCUCAAUUCCUCACCAAACUGCCCGAAGACCUCGAUCCUGAAGCGCUAUUCAAGAGCAUAUCCUCGGUGUCAAUGACCUUGGACGGUAUGACCUUCGAAGAAUUAGCCUCCUGCUGCGAUGUGGAAGAUGAUGACGUCACAGUCAGAUUAUGAUACAAAGUUAGGAGGUGGAGCGACAUCGGCUUUUGGGAGAUCGUCGAUGCGCUUUCGUUCCGAGUCGGGUAAUAAUAGAUUUGUGAGUAAUAUUUAUUGGUAACUCUUAUUUAGGUGUGUUGUCGUUGAAGAUUGUACCUUAUGUGUCAGUGAUAAGGGAUAAAUUUUGACGUUUGAAAAUAAGCAGAUUCUGAACGCAAUAAUAUAUGAAUAUUUCACAAUGAAGUGUGAUGUAAAGUUGAUAGAGCAGGCCUCUUGAUUUUUAAACCUAUUUAUUAUAUUAUUUUACAAUAUCAUUAAUGAAGGAAAGACGAAAUUAAAUAAUAUAUAAAGAAUUACAGAAAAUAUAUACAAGACUAAAUAGUUGCGUUUAUCCUGCAUAUUAAACAUCCAUUCGCCUUUAGAAAAAAAACGGAUAAGAUUUAUCUCUUAAAUUUGACUAAUUAAAACGAAAAUUUUCGCAAAAUUGUGGAAGAUUGUUGAAUCGUUUGUCAGUUUUAGACUAAAUCUUUGUACAUAAAGGCACAUGUAAAUUUGUAAAUAUCAAAUUAGUGUAACUUCAAAAUAGCAGAUUCGAAUUUAAAACAACAUACUCACGGUGCCUGUGAUUUACUCGAAUUUGGAUCUUAAUUUUAACUGUAUACGGCUUAAGAUUAUUUAUCGAUUGAAUAAUUUCAACUUUCCACUGUAGUGCAAUAAAAUUUUACAUAGCCAAUCUCUUUAGGAGAUCAUUUUCACUCACCUUUAUUCGUCUUGCAAAUGAUAUCCUAACCUAAAGUGAUAAUUCGACAUCUUAUUCACUCGCAAUAAAAAAACAUUUCAAUAUACUUUUUAUCACGCGAAAAUGUAUAAAUUAUUUUUAUUUUACAAAAAGCAAAAACUACGAAUUCUUUUUAUCUGUGCUUCUGUGCCAAUUACUAUUAUUAGUUUUUGUUGCUCUUGUAUACUAAACAUUGUACAGUCUGCCCCCCCCCCCCCCCCCUCCCUUAAUAUUAUCAAGAAAUAGUAUAACAUUUUCGAUCAUAGUGUACAUAAUAAUAUGUAUAAAAACGCCAUAAGGACUAUUUGCGGAUGUGUCGACUAUAAAAACAUAUCAUGUCUUAGAAUUUACAAUACGAUAUUAAAUUUUAAUACUUCUCUUGGUACCUGUAACCUAGAUACAUGUCUAGAAUAUAAGGUUUAUCUACGAUUAAAAUAAAAUAAAUUAUUCUCCGGAUCGCGAUUAUGUAAAUAUGUACAUAUAUACAUUGUUAUUAAAGGCAUUUUUGAAUAAAUAAAAUGCCUUACUGUUUAAUAUUACUUUUAGAUUUUAUUAGUUUCGUAGUCAUUAAUGAUCUGAAUAUAUUAUUAUCGUAAUUCAAUUAAAUAAUAAUUCAAUGGCGGCUAACGCGAGCGCUGGAGUUUUGAAUAUUCGUUUUUAAACAAAAUUUUAACGUUUGUUUUAUGCGCAUCAGUGCGCAAUAUGCCGUAGACCGAGAAAUCUAUAGACUGCAUCACAUCUUUCGUUUUAUUCAUACAAGAAAGAGAAAUGAGUAUAAGAAAUAUAUGAGAAGAAAUGAAACAAACCAUUUGCCCGAUUAUACAACGCUGUAUCUGCCGCUUUAUAAGAUAUUGACCGGGAAGUUGUAUAUAUGUUCUAUCUCAUUUGGCUACGGUAACUCAUCGUCUUUAGUUUGUUUUUGUCUUUGGAACAUGCGCACAAUACAAACGUCAAAGCACAUCAGCGCCCCUAGCGGUGGAUUUUGUUAGCCUCCAAUAUAAUACUUUUUUUUGCUUCCGCUUGUAUUUAUUUAUCAUUUCUAAUCAGCAUUUCAUUCUAUGCUUAAUUUAUUCUAUUUAUGAUCUGUAAAUCUACUAAAAAUAAAAUUAGUUAAAAGUACCUAUAAAUUGCUUAUAUUUAUGUACACAUAGUGAUAUGUUUUCUAAUGCUCUGUUUUUUGGCAAUAAUUUCAAUUAUUGUUUUUAAUUUGGUUUUUGUGACUCUAUUUAAUAUAAUAACUUUAUGUAAAUAUUUAUUAAUAUUAGACUAUAGAAAGAGUAUAAACUAGUUUAUCGUCAAUUAUUCUAUAUUAAAUAAUUAAACACACAACGAGUAGUAGAACCGGCCUAAUAAUUAAUGAAACGAAGUUUUUUCGAAAACUAUUAGUAUUAAUUAACUAUAGAAUUAUAUUUAGUGUGUUAGUCGUCGUGUGUUAGUCGUAUCUUGCUCAUUCGAUUUAAUAUGAUUCAUUUGUACAUAGUACAGUUAAAUUUUAAGUUUUUAUUUAAUUAAUAAAAUUUGUUUGGUCGUUAAUGGGACCAGAAUAUUUUACUGAGAAUUAUAAUUUUCACAUACGUUCUGAUUAUGUAUCUAAAUUAGACAUGUAUAAAGUUUAUUAAUUUUAUUGUUUUUGAUUCCGUGUUAUAGAUAUAUAUAUAUAUAAAAUUUUACUAUUAUUGUAAUUACUUUAUUUACUAGUUAAUAGUAAAAAAAUGCAUGUGUAAAAAUAAUUAUAUCGUGGGAUAUCUUUUAAAUAUUUAUAUUUAUUCUAGAUGUUUUCUACGAUGUAUACAAUAUAUAUGAAAGUUUUAAUAAACACAGCUUUAAUAAAAAAUUCAAGGUUAUAUUGUCGCGAAAAAUGAUUGAUGAUUUUUUUAAAUUAUUUCUUUUUAUAAAUUGUUAUUUCCGUUUAAAAAAUUAGCUUGUAAAUUCGACAUGUGGCACUAUAUUAAGUACCAUAUGAAAUUAUAUUUAAGGACAUUAUUCAUUACGAAAUAAUGCGCUUGCGCGUUAUUUAGUUGGGCCAAAAUCGAACAGAAAAAAUAGGAAUACUUUUUUCUGUUCAAAUUUCCUACUCUCCAACCAGCAAUAAUUAAUAUUGAUAUUUUAUAAGAUUGUAUUAAUAGUUCUCUUUUAUUAUUACUUCAUUUGGCUGUUAGAAUAUCUAGUGUCUUUGCUUAGAAUUUUGGUAAACGUUGUUAUUCUUUAUUGUAUUUUCGAAGAUUUUUUUUACAAACUGAUUUUGGAUGUUGCUAGAUUAUCGUUUCGAUAGAUUUAAAUUUGGAGGUUUUUUUUAUUGAUAUUUUCGAUAGAUUUAAAUUGAUUGUCUUAUUCUAUGUGCAAUAUGUUGUUCCAUUUUCGAUUCCAAAUUAUUUUUAAUAACAAUAAAUAGAUAAAAUGUUUAUUUGUUUAAUGAGUCAAGAAACUCUGUAUGACACAAGUACACAUGUAAAUAAGUAAACGAGAAAUGUCACAGAUUUGUCCUUGUUUACGUGUAAUUAUAUAGAUAUAUAAUUAUAAUACUGCAGCGACACAAAGGCUCUUGGGUAUAAGCAAAUAUGAUAACAAAUUGAUCAAAACCAUUUGCCUUUGUCAUUAAAAUCGGCAAAAGAUAAUAAUUGAAGAUGGAUGCGACAGCAAUUCAGUAGACAUACUAUUUAUAAUAAUGCUAUUUUGAAAUUUGCUAUUGUAAAUCUUAAAACUGUGGGACCUACGGCGUGUUAUUGCUUGAUGACGUUUCACUACUUUUUGCACAUGUUUCAACGCAAAUAAAUACCAGCCCAAUCGUUUUGUUUAGAUUGUGUUUUGUAGUUACAUGCUGGGAUGUCACUUGACUGUUUAGCCUUAAAUUAUAUAAGUUUUACCUAAGAGUUCUGACAUUUAUAUGUUUUAUUGUUAUCAAUAUUUUAUUGGGUAGUCCAAAUGUUAUCAGAUCUGCUUUAUAUAAUUUAUUGAUUAUUGAAAUUAUACCUAACAAAUAAUUGCCAAGGCGCGAUAACCUAAGUAAUUAAAAAUUGCACUUCAAUUUUCGUUUUAAAAUUUCCAUGAUAUAUCGUGUAAGUUUAUUACAUAGGAUAUUUUUUGUUUACUAUCUAACUAGGUCUAUAAUAUCGUCUGAGCAUUUCCCUAUCCUUCCAUAGAGCGUUGGAGCCCAGGGGCCGUUUUCCUAUUUUUUUUCUCCACUUAAUUUUUAUGGUCUUCGGCAUCCUGAAACAUAACCAAUAAUUAUAAUGAUAAAAGUCCUUACAUUUUUUGAGAAUUAAGGCGAAAGUAAAGCCAUGUGUGAUCCCAGCCUUAGAUUUAGUAUAAUAAUAGUUAUUAUAAAAUAACAUAUAACAGUUGUGAUGUGGACUGAUAUUAUUAAUUAUAAAGAUUGCCAUCUCAAAAUAAUUAGCAUAGUUCUGUGUAAAUAGUAUCGAAACAUUUCGGCCCCAAAUCCGUACGGAUGUUUGUGAGGUAAUUUAAUUUAAUAAAAAUAUAUGAGGUA